Messenger RNA from Sciurus carolinensis (gray squirrel), 2028 nucleotides. RefSeq names its product small integral membrane protein 10-like protein 2A. Lineage: Eukaryota; Metazoa; Chordata; Mammalia; Rodentia; Sciuridae. The transcript is spliced from 4 exons. The coding region runs from base 230 to 466 and encodes 78 amino acids. The record is from RefSeq and is a predicted model, not a curated record.
CUCAGGCAGGAGGUGGGAUGGAGGCGGCGGCGGUCGCGGUCGCGGUCGAGGCGGUCGAGGCGGUCUAGGCGGUGGAGGGGCUGGGCGGCCUGAGUCAGGCGUGGGCGGGGAGAGCCUGAGGGCAGGGCUCCCCGAGGACAGCGGCGCUCCAGACCUCGCUGGCCGCCGCCCUGUAGGUCUGCGCUCCUGUAGGUCAGCGGGUCAGCUGGGCCUGCGGCGGCCCCGGCCCAUGGCGGCGUCGGCGGCUCUGUCGGCGGCGGCGGCCGCGGCGGCUCUGUCGGGCCUGGCGGUGCGGCUGUCACGCUCGGCCGCCGUCCGCGGCUCCUACGGCGCCUUCUGCAAGGGGCUCACCCGCACGCUGCUCACCUUCUUCGACCUGGCCUGGCGGCUGCGCACGAACUUCCCCUACUUCUACGUGGUGGCCUCGGUGAUGCUCAACGUCCGCCUGCAGGUGCGGAUCGAGUGAGCGCCAGCCGCGGCGGUGGCGGGGUCGGAGCGUCGCCCGCCCUCCAGCGCCGGGCCAGGACGCCUUGCGAAGGGCAGCGGGACCUCCCGGGGCCGCCCGGACGCUUUGGGGCGCGGAGGCGGAGUGGCCUGGGCCCCUGCAGCCGUAGCCACCCGCGGCGGGGGACCGCCACCCGGCCCCGGCCCCGACUGCAGAGAGACUCACGCCACGAGUCCUUUGCGUUGGCUCGAGGAAAUGAGGAGCCCGAGUCCGGCCGACCUGUUGCCUCACGCUGGCCAGAACCCGGGAACCGGGGAACCGGGGAACCGGAAAGAGGGAAUUUUACCGCAGCGAAUUCAUUUGCCAAGUCUGAGCAAAAAGACACAGAUGAGUGGAAAAGAGGUGAUCCUGCCUCUCCCUACCCCCCGCAGCCUUGCUCUGUGACCAUCAGCCCAGGCUUCCUACAGGGCCGGCCACUGUCCUCUCAGAACCACAGAAGCCCAUCCUCCAGCCACGGACAAGCCAGGAAGCCCACUGUGUGCGCAGGGAAUUUGGGAAAAUGAAAGACUCUCCCUGAGCAGGCAGUGAUCUUUGUAGGUGGUGGCCCGCCCCUUCUGUGGCCUUGUCAAGAGUCUGAUCCCUGCCUGGAGGUGCUUCUGACCUGCAGCUGCCUGGGAGCAACGGAGUGGAAUGCCCAGGAGGAGAGGAAGGGCCUUCCUGGUCUCUGGAGCCCUGGACCCUGCUGACCCUUCUCAUCCACCCCAGUCUUGUACACUCAGGACCACUUCCGGAGACCUGUUAGCCUCUGACCUCAUCCACAGGUCUCUGGGUGCCACCUCUGUGGGACAAGAGACACCCAGGACAGGAGAAGAGGAAAGCAGGAGCCAGGGGGCGCUCCUUGGGUCUGCUACUCAGUUCUGGCCCUUUCAGACCCUGCUCUUGCCCUCUGUGACAAGACCUCCAGCUCCAGCCUCUUCCUCAGCCAGCAGGGAAGGAAGGAGGAAGGCCCUUCGCUGUGUGUGCACGUGUUUGAGUACGCAUGUGUGUGAGUGAGCUAGUGUGGGUGUGAGCUAGGGCAUGGAGCUGUUGAAUAUAAGGAGCUGCUCUGGCUGCCAGCCCUCUCUGCAAAGGGCCCAGCCUGGGGCCUUGGAGUCCUUCCCUAUGGGGAGAGGGGUGUGUGGAGCCUCAGGGCCCACCCUCAGGUCUCCACUCCAGGGAAACCAACCCUGCCCAGCACCCGGGCUUGGUCUGUGGCGCCUCUGCCAAAAAGGAUGGGCCCCAGGUGUCCUCCACUGUUGGGGCCUUGACCUGUGGGGAGCUUCUGCUUUCCUGCCUCCCCUCUUGCCCGCUUUCUCUCCCCCACGGGUCCUUGCUGCGUGAUGGGGUCUCAAUGCACUUUAUUUAUUUGCAGUCUGUGUUCCAGGUGCUGGAGCUUCUGCAAAUUCAGAGACCCAGCCUGGAUGACUUUACACUUCUGUGUGAUGAUCUCUGCGCUGGCCAGCACCAUCUGGUCAGGGACAUGUUGUUUCUGAUAUUGUCACAUGUUGUUGUCUCCCCAUGUAAAAAAGAAAGUCCUUGCUCAG